Molecule: messenger RNA, 1155 nt
Organism: Didymosphaeria variabile
Lineage: Eukaryota; Fungi; Ascomycota; Dothideomycetes; Pleosporales; Didymosphaeriaceae
Exons: 2
Coding region: 1-1155 (384 amino acids)
Source: RefSeq, a predicted model, not a curated record
AUGGAUUUCUAUGCACCCAUAAUACAGUGUUUGGAUGCCAAUGCCUCCGCCACCGAGCUGAUAGAUACCUUUCGUAAACAGGAUAUGGCGAAAGGCGAUGGAGUCGUCGUUGAGACGGACAGUGUGUACUACGCAUUCGUUCCCAGCUAUAAUGAAACAGGAGACUUGUAUCCAGUCUCAGCACCGCGUCUUCAGACGCCGUCGAACGCCACGAACGAACUCUGGAUGACGUUUCUUCGACCUGUCAUCAAGUCAGGGACACGAGUUACCGAACGACGCUUCCAAGUGUGUACGCUCCACAACGCCACGUACAAUUUGCGCAUAGAGCGGGAUCGCGGUCUUCAGAACAUUAGCAAGUCCUAUACGGUCAAUGAGCAGGUCCACUACCCUCGUGACAACUCAACAUCGGUCUCCAACAUGGCGCAGCAUGCAUAUACAGCCGUUAUGUGGGCGCUGUGUGAUCAGCUUAUUGGCAAGUUCUCGUGGUACAACAACACUGCGUGGGAUAGGAACACUUCGUUGUCAACACCGUCGGGCGCAGCACAGUUCGGCGUGCUUCAGUCGCCGAUCCAGCGUACCAGCCUUCUAGGCAGCUUGGACCUAGAUGCAUUCUUUGACUUGGACGAGGCCAACAAACUCUACAAGCAACCAGAAGGAGACGGGACGCUUAGCCCACAACGCUUAAUGGACAAGGCAAUGGCCAAGAACAGGACACUCGAUGUCCUGAUCGAAGAGCUAAGCUUCAACAUGAGCGUUGGGCUGAUGUGGGAUCCGCUACUCACGCACAGCAAGGUUGUCCCUGUCAAUAUAACCACAUCAGUAAAUCGCUACGCGUACAAGCCAGACGGUCUGUUCGUCCCCUACGUCCUAGCCAACGUCUUCAGCUUGGUGAUUGUCAUUAUCGGUCUCUGGUCUUACCUACGCGACGGGCCGAUGCCAGACAAGAAGUUCCAAGAUCUCGUCUCCGCUGCAGAAGACAGUUCUAUAGUGCACGUCAUCCGGAAUCGCAAGCGGAGCGUCACUGCGACCUUCAGGAAUGAGAAGCUCGUGCUCCAAGCAGGGAAUAGCCUUGACAGCAACGACAAGGCAGGAUUACCUACGAUAUUGAAGAAGGUUUGGAAAGGCGGGCGUGGAAAGGUGAGCUGCACAGACUAG